Molecule: messenger RNA, 4492 nt
Organism: Armigeres subalbatus
Lineage: Eukaryota; Metazoa; Arthropoda; Insecta; Diptera; Culicidae
Exons: 2
Coding region: 2930-4492 (520 amino acids)
Source: RefSeq, a predicted model, not a curated record
UGCUGCGCAAUGUGAUGCUGGAGGAUAUGUAUUGCUCUGUGGUAAGUACUGAUGAAGUUUUGAUAAGAAAUUUUUGUGGAUUAGGUUUUGAUUUUUCGUGAUGUAAUUCCCAUCAAAUUUCUUAUCAGAAGUUCAUCAUUAACAAUUUAUAUGGAGAACACGUGGGAGUUCGUUUAAUGGUAGUGGGUACGGUUAAUGACAGUGAAUGUGGUAUUCUUCUUGUUCUCUUCUAAACUAUCCAACUUUACGACAAAGUGAUGUUUUAUAUGUCUAUGGACCCGACCAUGACUGUUUAUUGGUGCAUUUUACACUCAUCUGACUCGAUAUAUGCUACUAAAAUUUAACAAAGUAAUAAAUUAACUAAAACAUGCGAUAAAAAUGAACGAAUCAAAACAAUUUCAGGUAAACAUGCACUGACUAAGACGACUAUACCUAAAACUGCAUAUGCGACGUCGCUACUUGACUACUGACUAUAUCCGCGGCUGAAAAUAUACCUAAGGACUUGCCUUUUAAAUCCGACACCUCGUAAGAACUGAUGCCAAGUUUCCGCAUAAUGACACAGGGUGUGUACUGCGGUCCCAGUUUAGCAUUGAACUGGUCUCCUGCUGACGACUGACGAAAACUCCGUUUAAACACUCGUUGACGUAUAAAUCGUUCAUGUAUACGCACAGCAAUUCGAAAAUCACGCGUAUUUUGAAGGAAAAAUAUUUAAAAAAUCUGAGGGCACCUUUCUAAUUUUAUCAAAGCAAGUUAUUGAAGAGGGAUCAAUUUCCCCCAAAUAUUUUAAAAGUCGACUUUUGACAGCACUCCGAAAAAUCGAUUGUGUAUUAAAAACAACAAUAAUUCAAGGACUGUCAUACAUCAGUAAAGAUAAAUACUAUAUUUCUUAGAGAGUCUGUGUGGAAAUCGCGUAUGUUUAUUUAUUUUUGGCUGUGAUACAUCGAAAAUCAGAAAAGGGGAUCAAGUCUACCCAGUCUCCCCUAUGGAUACUUCUACCCCGGGGCAACGAUUUCGUAUCCAUUCAUGACGAUUGAAAUGUGAAGGAUAGGUAUUUUGAGACGACUGUUUCACCGAAAUUCAUUCUCCUACUCACUUCAUAAUCAUGACGAAAUUAAUUGAAUGGUAUCUAUGUUUUUAGAUCCGCGGCUGAAAAUAUACCUAAGGACUUGCCUUUUAAAUCCGACACCUCGUAAGAACUGAUGCCAAGUUUCCGCAUAAUGACACAGUGUGUGGACUGCGGUCCCAGUUUAGCAUUGAACUGGUCUUCUGCUGACGACUGACGAAAACUCCGUUUAAACACUCGUUGACCCACAACGAAGGUUGGUGAGUAACGCUUAUGUCGGAGAUCGUACCGUUUCUUAUUCUCUUCAUGUGAUUUUUGUAAAUGUUCUCUCAAUAUUUCUCCUACUUUUUUACAUACUCCUCUAAGUUUUUGUACUCUUUGCUCUUCCGAUUGUUCUAUACACCGAGGAAAAUUUCCGUUUACCUAUUAUGUGUGAAACCACAUAGAUUUUUGCAAUUAGCCUUUAUAAAUAAAUAAUAUGUUUGGGAACAUAAACAAUAUUGGAUCUCGGUCAAAUAACCCCUAAGUUUAAAAUUGCAUGAAGUUUAUUAGCCUUGCUAAAUAAAAUUUAUGUGUGGUGUUUAUGAAAUUUAUUUGCGGAUGUCCAAAUGAAAUUCAUUUUUAAAGAUUAUAAAAUUCAUUCAAAGGUUUUUUUUUUUUUUUUUUUUUUUUUUUUGUGUCUUUAUUAAGGAGACUUUCAGCCCGAGGCUGGCUCGUCUCCGGCGAGAAAAAGAGAGUAUAAUACAUAGUGUUUUACAUAAAAAUUUGAUAACCUAGGAUCGAUUUCGGCCCGGAAGGGUGCCGUGGCAAAAAAUAAUGUUGGUCCUGAUCAUAACUCGUUAGCUCUUGGCGCGACAAGUCGCAUUUUGAAGCGCUCUUGCUACUGAGUCCAGUUUUAAUUUGUUCGGUGUUAAGUUUUUAAAACGUCGGUUAUUCGUCCCCGUAUCGUUUUACUUGUGUCGUUCAAAUCUUUCCGUUACCGUUACGUGUCCGUGAAGAAUCGUGGGUGGUUCCCCGGCCUAACUGGUCGGAUUGUCCCUGCCUUUUAGGCAGAGUGAAAGGAAGUGCAGGACAGAACGUUUAAUUAGCGAAAGUAUAAAGUGACCGUUUGAAGCCUCCGGAGGCUCUAGCCCCCUGCCGAACUGGGUCGGAGGGGGCACAGAAGUGCAGGAAGAACUGGCCACAGACAUUGCUAGCCAAAGUGACCGUUAUCAGUGGAAUUAAGCUUGACCAGCGUCAGGGCAUUGUAAGAAUCAAGCCAACAAAAAAGGACGCUUAGGGCGCGUCGGUGCAGUGACCUCGGUGACCUGGCUUGACCCCACGUACUCAAGUGCAAGUGACCGGUAUACUCACCCAUACUCACCUUCCCACGGUGGGGCGGGUGCCCUGUGAAAAAAUCCUCAGUGGAUGAGUGUGCGAAGAGAAGAACCGAAAAAGAGCAACAAGAGCGAACCGUGCGAAAGUGGACAUUAAGCGAAGAGAAAGGAGCCCCGGCGUGAUUGCCGCCGGGCAGUAAAAAAGGCUCCGUGAUAUUUGUGAUCGAGUCGGACGAUAGCAAACACUGUUAAGUGAGCGGAAUAUCCGCACAAAACGGAGAUUGAAAAACCGGUCCCCUGAGAUCGGUAGUUAAGUUCUCGCGGCCUCCUCUCUUGGAGAGUCGCUUCUUUUAGCGUCACUCGGAGAGCGCUACUCGAGAGGGUCGCUCUUCGUACUCCCAUCGCUGCCAACGUGAGUACUCCCAUUAUCUGCUAGCCUCCCAUAUCAGUGUUUCCCUCUCGACCCCGGCUUUUCUAUCGCGGCCGCUGUCGUUCAUUCAGCAGUCGGUCUGACUAAAUCCCUCUUUGUCGGCCCGUUCUCGGGACCGUGAUGGCAUCCAGUUCUGGGGGGGGAACCCCCUGGCACAAUGAUCCAGGCCCCUCAUCGAGUAACAGCAACCAGUUCAAUCCGUUGGAUACGAGCACAGCUCCGACCUCUCGCUACAUCGAUGGCUCAUUUGCCGGACCAACACUGCCCGCCUACAUGGACCCGCUUCAGAAGCACGGAGAGCUACACCUUCUUCGAAUGAGCGGCAAGGAUGAUCUCCCUUUGCCGAAUGUCCCGUUCCUCAUCAGGAAGUCCGUUGAAUCACAAGCUGGAAAAAUAGAAGGAGCAUUUAAAGAAGCUGGCGGGAAAUACUACGCGCUUAAAGUAAGAAGCCUGACGCAAAUGAAUCGCCUGUUGGCAAUGAACAAAUUAGCCGAUGAGACACCUGUGGUGGUCACUGAGCACCCCACUCUUAAUACUACUCGUUGUGUAGUCACGUGCAGGGAUGUCAUUGACAUGUCGGAGGAAGAAUUGAAGAUGGAACUUGGCUCCCAAGGGGUAAAAGAAGUCCGCCGUAUCACAAGAAGAAACGGAGAUACAAGAGAAAAUACUCCAUCGAUUAUUUUGUCAUGUCGGGGAACACAAGCCCCCGAAUUCGUCGAUUUUGGGUACAUCCGGUGCAGGACUAGGCCGUACUACCCUAGUCCGAUGCAAUGCUUUAAUUGCUGGGCGUUCGGGCACACCAAAACCCGAUGCCAGCAAAAAGAAACCACAUGUGGCAAGUGUUCCGGGACACAUCCAGUGGCUGAGGACCGCUCGUGCGCACUGGACAGCUUUUGCAAGGUCUGUGGCACAAACGAGCACAGCUUGUCCAGCCGAAAAUGCCCGCUUUAUCAAAAAGAGAACACAAUACAAAAAAUCAAAGUGGAUCAAAACGUCGCAUACCCGGCGGCGAGAAGACUUUUCGAAGCCAAUAACGGACCCCGCUCAUUCGCCAGAGUGCUUGGCGAUGAAAAUAGCGCUGCCAUCGCCCAGCUAAAUAAAAAGAUGGAAGAACUGGAACAAACCGUCACGCGGAAAGACGAAGAAAUAGCAAGCUUAAAAGCCGCCCUACUAUCACGCCCACAGCCUGCCGCUGUCGGCGAUAACACAGAGAUUACGGACCUGAAAGCUAUUAUUGCAAAACAGUCGUUACAAAUUGACGCGCUUACGACGCAAUUAAAUAGUUUUCUUCGUGCUGUCAUGCCAGCUAGCUCCGUCACAAUUACGCCACUAUCAGAGAAAUCCACGCCAACCACCAUAAUCCUCGAAUCGACGAAGAAAGCCGUGGCCGACCCCAAUCAGCCGGCCCUCGAUCCCUUUAAGGGAGUCUUCACAGACUCCGAUAACUCCCCUGAUGAUCCAGAGCUCACCCCCAGACCCUCGAGAGUCUCUGACACAAUCGCCUCCGUAAAACCAACGGAACUUUUCCCAAAAGACAGUACGCCGAAACCGGGACCGAAAAGUCAACGGACCAGUGUUCCACUACCAGCCACACCAUCGAAACGAUCCCUCUCGAGCGUCUCCCCUGCCGAGCCAGGAAACUCGCAUCAGCAGAAAAAGACGAAGCAAAAAUCCAACCGUUAA